Molecule: messenger RNA, 3258 nt
Organism: Macrosteles quadrilineatus (aster leafhopper)
Lineage: Eukaryota; Metazoa; Arthropoda; Insecta; Hemiptera; Cicadellidae
Product: putative 3-phosphoinositide-dependent protein kinase 2
Exons: 5
Coding region: 226-1890 (554 amino acids)
Biological process (GO): peptidyl-serine phosphorylation; intracellular signal transduction
Molecular function (GO): ATP binding; protein serine/threonine kinase activity
Source: RefSeq, a predicted model, not a curated record
UAUCUAAGGCAGUGGUAAAAAUGGCGAAAUUGGUGAUCAAUGUGAAUGUUUAAACUGUGUCAAUUGUGUAAUUUAAACGGACAAUUAACUAAGGAAAGAAUACAAUGACCGAGCGACCAGGACAAACUGGCGUGUUAAUUAAGAAAGUUAGCAUGUUUGGUGAAAUAAGUUUGAAGAUUGGACCUUUACGUUGUAGAAAAAAGUUAAAGUGAUUCCCGCUUACUAAUGCGUUCUACCCUGAAGAGGUUAAGGAAAGCCCUAAGUAAAACGCUUAGGGUGUCUACGCUGCCAGUGACUGUGGUGAUGCCCCCGGACACCAAGAAGCCGUGUAACGGUGUACCACCGCCCCCUCCUAGAGUGCCGCCAACGCCGCACACCCCUGCCCCCGCCAUGGUCAACGGCUCACAGCCACAGCAGCCGCAGCCCCAGCAGGUAGCACCGUCUACCCCCGCCAAGAGAACUGCCAAAGAUUUCAUCUUCGGCAAGACAAUUGGCGAAGGCAGUUUUUCAACUGUCUACCUAGCCAAAGACAUUCACACGAGUAGAGACUACGCCAUCAAGGUGUGUGAGAAGAUGCACUUGAUUCGUGAAAAGAAGACGGAACAUGUCAAGCGAGAGAAGAAGGUUCUUAACAUCCUGAGUGAAAGUGGUACACCGUUCUUUGUCAAACUGUACUGUACGUUCCAAGACGCAGAGAGGUUGUACUUUGUGUUGUCGUACGCCAAGAACGGAGAACUGCUGGCACACAUUAACCGGGCCAAGCAGAUGAGCGUAGAGUGCGCUAGGUUCUACGCCGCUGAGAUAGUGUCUGCUCUGGAGCAACUACGUGUCAACAACGUCAUCCACAGAGACCUCAAACCUGAGAACAUCCUGCUAGACGAGAACAUGCACGUUCUCAUCACCGACUUUGGGUCCGCCAAGAUAGUGCACAGCCCCACCUCUGAGACUGAGUCAGAUGACGAGCAAAGUAUGAGGGAGCGCAAGAACAGCUUUGUAGGGACAGCUCAGUACAUCUCCCCCGAACUGCUGAGAGACAAGAGUGCUUCUUUCAGUUCAGAUCUGUGGGCCCUGGGUUGUGUCCUCUACCAGAUGCUCGCCGGAACUCCACCCUUCCAGUCCAGGAGUGAGUACAUCAUCUUCCAGAAGAUCCAGAAACUGGACUAUGAGUUUCCAGAGAACUUUGACCCUGUCGCUAGAGAUCUCAUCCAAAAGCUGUUAGUGCUGGAUCCCACCAACAGGCUUGGAGCUUCGGACCCUGAAGGAUACCCGAGCCUCAAGAACCACCCGUUCUUUUCCGGUGUGUUGUGGGAUGAGCUGAGUUCGACUGUGCCACCUGCGUUGCCACCCCCAACAUCCCACGACCACUGGGUGCCUGACCAUCUGGAGCCUGGCCUGGACCGUGGACAGUUGUCAAGACUGCUUGGUCUGGACACUACGCCUGCGCCUGUACCUGCAGCUGUGCCGACCCGCAAGAAGAGCUACGUCCAGGGCCUGACUGAGGACGAGAUCAGACGACGGCUGGAGCAGCAGCAACAGGAGAACAAGUGGCACACCCUGGUGGAGGGCAACCUCAUCCUCAAACAGGGGCUCAUCGAGAAGAGAAAACUUAACUCGGGCCUGUUUGCACGCAGACGUAUGCUGUUCCUCACACUGGGACCCCACUUGUACUACGCAGACCCCUACACAGGACAACUGAAGGGAGAGAUCAGGUGGACGCCUGAGCUGAAGCUGGAGCCCAGGACAUUCAAGAACUUCUACCUCCACUGUCAGGACACUCGGGGUGAGCGGACCUACAGCAUGGAGGACCCCAACUCUGACGCUCUUGAGUGGAUCAAGGCCAUCGACGAGAUGCACCAAGCGGUGUUCGGACAGAAGGCCGUCUCCUCAUAACCCCUAGGCCACUUAGGCUCUCAACUCUGUGAUAUUUAGUUAAUGCGCGUCACACACGUACACUAGAGACUCAAGUGCGGACGCUUGUCAAUGCAAUUAGAUUUACAAUAGUGCGCAGCCACUUUUAUUUAUUGCCACUGAUGAUAUUAGUGAUUUCUUUUGGACUAGAAUAAUUACUAUUGACUUUUUGAUGUUGUUUGUUAUAUUUAUUGUUAAUCGAGUAUUUAGUUGAGCCUCCUGGAGAGAUGUAUUUAAUCCUAAUUUAUGUAUAGAUGAAUUUGAUCGCGCUGAAGUAGUCGGUGAGAAACACGAGAAAACCUUGGAUGUGUAAAUAUUAUUUAUUGUUUUGUAUAAAUUGUCUCGAUAUUUAUUCGGUUUUCCUUGUUUUCACCGACUCCAGUCGUAAGUUUCCUAGCUGAGUUACUUAGUGUGUGUAUUUAUGAGAGUGAAUGAAUGUUUGAAUCGAUACAUCGGUAUACUACAUUUCUUGUUAUUCAAUCUUGUUAUUCCUAAGGAACUUUUCCAUUUAUAUUUUUACGUCUUACUUACUGGACUGAACAAAUUUGGAAAAAUUUAUGAUGAUGACAUAUCCCUGAUGUUUGUUUUGUGAGUUCAAAGAAGACUGUUUUGUUUGAGUCGGGCCAAAGACCUUUUACUAUGUGUUAGUUACUAUUUGAUUGUUCCAUUUUCUUCUAAUGCCAAACUGCGACAUCUUAUAGAUAAAAUAUAAUAUUACAAAUAUUGUUGCAUUAUACUGUUUGUUUUUGUCAUUUGUUCAUCGACAUUUUGCAUUAUAAAAUCUAGUUGAAUGAAGAUCAUACUCUAGUUUGAUAUUUCCGUUCACAAUCCAAAGAAACGAGCACAGUCUGUUCUGGUUCCUUACAUGUUGAAAGUAUAUGCAAUAAUGUGGCCUUAUAAGUGGUCUAUAUUUAUUUUUAAUGUCUUUUCCUAUUUAUGUUUACUUGUGUUUACAAAUUUUGCCUGAUGCUGUAUUUAUAUGUUCAAUAGCUCGUUUUUUACACGUUCUUGACUAGUCAGAAGCCUGACUAAUUCCUUACUGACUAAAGUAAAUUGUAUUUUGUAUCAAAUGUUUAUGUUAUGUGGUGCUUCUAAAAGAAUUAAUUUUGCAGAAGCUUAUAGUAAUUAUAAAUUAGUUAAAUUUGUUCAGUUACUACACUUUGUUAUACAAAUUGUAAGACGAGUAGACUCAGUCCAACUUAUUUGCAAUAAUUAUAAAAGUACAGCGAUGUACGUAGACACGAUUGUUUGUUGUUGGUACAAUGAGUACAACUAAAGAUGCCCAGUAUUAUCUUUGUAUGAGUUGUGUAUUAGGUUGCAGUUGAAUUAUUAAAAUAGAUUAUUCCACUA